AUUGAGGUGGUCGGUCGGUAAUAUUUUACGUGGUUUUUAGUGUUAUUAGUACCUUAAUUUAUUUCAUUUAACAGUUGAGUGUAUAAUUAUUUUAAAACAUUUUCUGCUAAUUAAAAACGGUAUUUUUUAACACCUCAUAAACUUAAUUGGAAAAUGUAAUCAAAAUUUAAUAAUUAUUAACGAAAAAUGUUAUCUAUUGAAGUGCUUUUUUAGGUAUUUUAGAAAAAUCAAUCAAUUGAGGAUAUUUACAAAUUAUUUGGAUUCGGUAUUUGGUUACGUUCAAUGCACGCUUUGCUCUUAUUUUGUUUAGUUAAUCGAAAUAGCGAAAGUGAUUCGUACAAGCCUCCAUAACACAACAACAACAACAACAAUAAUAAUCUUUGCAAACAAGUUUUUGUGACCAAAACAUAUUUACUUCACCUGUUCAUCCGCUUGGCCUAGAGUACUAAAUUCGGCAAAUCACACACAGUUUUGUUUAUCUAAACAACAAAAAAUUACAUCUGCACGAUGAUGUCACAUUCCGGGCAUAUUAUGACGUUGGCCAACAGCAUUAUUGGAGUUGGCAUAUUGGCAAUGCCAUUCUGCUUUCAAAAGUGUGGUAUUGUACUAUCUGUAAUUUUGCUCAUAAUAAGCGGUUGGGUUACACGUAUCUGUUGUCAUUACCUCAUCAAAUCUUCUUUACUUACAAGACGAAAAAGUUUCGAGUUUUUAGGUUUCCAAGCCUUUGGAUCAUCUGGCAAACUGCUUGUUGAACUAUGUAUAAUCGGUUACUUACUGGGCACUUGUAUUACAUAUUUCGUUGUUGUCGGCGAUUUAGGACCACAGAUUGUCACCAAUUUAUUCACCCUACAGUAUGAAACUACGAAACUGCGAACAUGGAUUAUGAUCGCAGUAACCAUUCUUUGCAUUCUGCCAUUGGGUAUGCUAAAGAAUGUAGACAGUCUAUCCACAGUUUGCACAGCAUCUAUUGGUUUCUAUAUAUGUUUGGUGUUUAAAAUUAUUUUAGAAUCUGAAGCACAUAUAAUAGCAAAUGAUUGGUCUGAUAGUGUCGUAUAUUGGAAACCAGCUGGUAUUUUACAAUGUUUGCCCAUAUUUAGCAUGGCAUUAUCAUGUCAAAUGCAAUUAUUUGAAGUUUUUGAGAGCAUCAACAAUCAGAGUUUAGAAAAGCUAAAUGGUAUCGUUCGUAACGCUACUUGGAUUUGUACUUUUGUUUACAUUGCUGUAGGAUUCUUUGGUUAUGUGGCUUUUUGUACGCAAUCCUUCUCAGGAAAUAUUUUAAUGAAUUUUUCACCAUCUUUCGGUAGUGAUGUGAUUAAAAUUGGUUUUGUGCUUUCUGUUGCAUUUAGUUUUCCAUUGGUUAUAUUUCCAUGCAGAGCAAGCAUAUAUUCACUACUUUAUCGCAAGGGUCAUUCUGAUGGUUUAGGCUACAUUCCCGAACAACGUUUUCGAAUUAUUACUGUAUUUAUUGUUAUAUUUUCGUUAUGUGUUGCAUUAAUGAUACCUUCGGUGGAACUUAUUAUUGGUUUAGUCGGUUCAACAAUUGGUGUUGUUAUAUGCAUAAUGUUUCCUGCGUCCUGUUUUCGGAAAAUAAUCAAGAAAAAUUCAACUGAACGAUCUCUUGCUCAAUUUAUACUUGUUAGUGGUUUUUGUUUAAUGAUUUUGGGUACGUAUGCCAACUUAAAUGCAAUAGAUGAAAAAAGUUCUGGAGCACAUUUGGGUCCAGUGGAUGUACAAUUAAAUAUGAAAAACCCUACUAAAACACCAGCUGCAUUAUCAAUAAUUGACUUAGAAAUGCCAAAUAAUAUAAAUGUAGAAGAACAACUAGGGGAUAAAAAAAAUGAAAAGCCUAAAAAUGAUAUAAAAAAUACGGAAGAUUUAAAAAUUGAUAAAAAUAAAAUUCCACUUACUUUAGAAGUUGAAAACAAAAAUUUGCCACCUCCUCUACCAGUUGAUGAGAAGCAUGAUGAAAAACCUUCACCUAAAAUAGAAAUGCAAAAUGUGCCUGCAAUACCAGACAAAUUACAAGUGAUAUCACCUAUACCAGAUGGCGUCUUACCACUUGGAGCUGCUUUGCCUAUAAACAAGGAAAAACCUUCAACAGUAUUCUUGAACAUAAGUGCACCAACAACAAAUUUUACAAACCAAAAUAUAAUUGCACAAAAUGCAACACAACAACAAAAUAUAGACACUGAUGCUAUUAAAAAGGAUGAUGAAAUCGCUGCGGAGGAAAUAAAAAAUAAUAAGCUCAUAAAAUCUGGCGAUGAAGAGUUGAAAAAAACUCAACAUGAAUUAAAAAAAACCAAAGAACUUCUUGAGCGUACCGUAGAUGAACUUAAAGAAGAAUUGGCUAAACAAAAUAAGGAGACACAAAAUUUAGUUGUUGAAAAAUUGGGUGAAGUAGUCGAAAAGGUUGAGCAAAUCGAGCGCAAAGUCCAGCAACAAGACCAGCACCAACAAUCAGGAAAAGAACAACAAAAAAGUGAUUUGCAAGUAAAAGAAGCACCACAAGAACAACAAAAAGUGGAAUCACAACCACAACAAAUGUCACAGGAACCACAUCAAGAUAAAGUUCAAGUGGAACAAUUACCUAACAAUCAAAAACCAGAGAAACAAACGCAACAAUCACCAGAGAACCAUCUUAGUGAAAACAAACCGAACACUAAAGGCGAAAAUAAUGUGGACAGCGUUUUGCCUAAAACAAAGGGCUCGCUUUUAAGCAUACUUUCAGAUGCAGCCAACGAUAAGACUGUAGAUAAACAACAGGUCUAUGAACCACUUUCAUAUAAGACUGGUGAACUUUUAGAACGCGCAUAUAAUGGCAGUAAGUUAGACCAACGGUUACCACUGCCACUUGCAUUGCUUAUUAAUGCAUCUCAAGUAAAAGUGAAUGAAACUAAUAAUCAAAAAAUAAACACAAUAACCAAAGAUAUUUUAAAGUCUACAGAUAGUUUUAAGCAACUAAAUCUAUUAAAUGGAACGAAAAGUAACGACGAAAACACUUUACCAAAAAAUAAUAUUAAUACCGAUGCAAAGGAGCAGCAAAAAACUGGCAAGGAAACUAUAGAAGCAAUAGAUCAUGACAUUUUACAAAAAAGAGUUGUAGGAGAAAAUACGUCCAAAAUAAUUGCUCCUGAAAGUUUUAAAGAGGAGCAUAAAGAAAAACGUUAUAAACGUUCAAUUGACCAAAAAUCUAUAAAUUUUGAUAAAAUCAAUAGUGACCUAGAGAAAGCCAAUUGCCUUAAAGUGCCAAAAGUAGAAACAAUAUUAAGCUACGGUUUAAAUGAUGCCCACGAUAAGAAAUCGCAAAUGAGCCACAAUCUACAAUCGUUCAACAAUAAAAACAAUUAAUAUAUUAAAUUACUAUUAUUAUAUAUAUUUAUUAAUAUUUAUAAAAUUAAAUUCAAAUCUUUUUGCUAAUAUUAAAAAUAUACUAAGAAAAUUAACCCACUGAAGAUACUUAAUACCCACUUAGUCCAAGACAAUGUUAACAUUAGAAAGUAAAUAAAAUUUAA
Molecule: messenger RNA, 3512 nt
Organism: Teleopsis dalmanni
Lineage: Eukaryota; Metazoa; Arthropoda; Insecta; Diptera; Diopsidae
Product: putative sodium-coupled neutral amino acid transporter 10
Exons: 7
Coding region: 508-3348 (946 amino acids)
Biological process (GO): amino acid transmembrane transport
Molecular function (GO): amino acid transmembrane transporter activity
Source: RefSeq, a predicted model, not a curated record